AGGACAUAUACUGGAACAGACAUUUGGGUUAAUAUUUAUUCAACAUUUACAGGAGAGAAGCCAAGAUGUCUGCAGAUUUGUGCUGGCAGAUCAUAAGAGGUAAUCAUUCUCAUCUCCUUAAGAAGAGGAAUGUCAAGAAACCAUUUUCCACUGAACCUAACAACUUGAAGAAUGUAAACAGUGCCCGUUAUAAUGGCCUCUGCAAGAAGAAGGUUAUUGGCAUUGAACCUGCCCCAGGUGGCAAGGGAAUUGUUCUUUCCUUCAAGACUGCAAAAUACCAGAACAAGCCAGCCAAAAAUAUGGUAAAGACCACCAUUAAAGCUGGGCCUCGCCGAGCACUCAAUUCCAUUCGUAGAUUCAUCCGCUACAACCACUACAGGAAGGAUCUAAAAAUGGCUUCUCUUCGACGAGCCUCUGCCAUCUUCCGUUCCCAACGUGCUCAACCUUUCAGGAAAGCUCGUCGUAGGACUCACAAGGUUGCCAAGAAGACAACAGAAUAAACCUUGCUUAUAAAGACAGAAA
This is a messenger RNA of Cherax quadricarinatus, 522 nucleotides long. The record is from RefSeq and is a predicted model, not a curated record. Lineage: Eukaryota; Metazoa; Arthropoda; Malacostraca; Decapoda; Parastacidae.